Messenger RNA from Cherax quadricarinatus, 3389 nucleotides. RefSeq lists its product as uncharacterized. Lineage: Eukaryota; Metazoa; Arthropoda; Malacostraca; Decapoda; Parastacidae. The record is from RefSeq and is a predicted model, not a curated record.
UGCCGUCAUCCAGGAAGAAGUUUCUGCUCCAGUCUUUUCUUAGCCACAGCAACAAGCGACUCUUCCACACUACCACCGCAGUUAUGCCCAAGUCGAGCAUCAUGCUUCUAGCAGUCUGGAUGUUUCCCAUAACUAUCACAUGGAGUUCAUGGGCCCAAGCCUCACCCGCCCCUCCCCUCGCUGCAGCGCUCAGCCAGCCCAGUCAGGUCUUUCCCUCAUCCAACACAGACAACGACUCAGUGGAUUUGUCCGAGAAGGAAUUAGGAAAUUUUUUCUUCCCAGGAAGCCAGACAUGGAUAGACAGUGUUGACGAUUUUUACCGCUUAAGUAAGGAGGGCUCCAACAGAGGCUUCGAUGGUAGAAAUUACUUAAGGUUCGGCCGGUCUGUAGAUCGCCACAACAACUCGACCCCCUCACCCAGAAAAGUCGACCUCAUGACCCGUGCUGAGCGAGAUGCAUCUGCAGUCCACCAUGUCAACUCUCCUGAGUUAGGGGAGAUAACUUCUCAGCGCAUGAAGAGAGGUGCUCCAAGCAUAUAUGUGUCACUGCCAUCUCAUAGUCCCUCCGCCUGGGCCAGAGACAUCCGCCCUGAGGACAAGAUAAUCAAUGUAGCCUCUUAUGAAGAUUUACAGGACAUUAACAAACGCCGAUAUAAGCAAGGACUUCCACACUUUGACAGUGAUAACAACUUUCUCAGGUUUGGCAAGCGGGACCAAUCUGCUGAAUUCCCAGCAUCAUCUUCCUCCGAAUACAGUGGGUCCAUGUUGAUACUGAGGCCCGUGAGGGUGCCCCUGGGAAAUUUUAUCAGGUUCGGUUAAACAGGAAGAACCCAUGAUGAACACUUCUCAUUAUUCCCACAUCGAUUUCCUACUGACGUCUGACCUGGUUAUGGUGGUGUACAAAUAUCUAGCGUUAUCUUAAGCAUCAGUUACUAUAGCACUGAUGAAAAGAAUAAUGGCUCCUUUAUCUCAAAAAAUAGCAGGUAAAUAUGUUUCACUGAAUGAAUUAUAACACUGCACAUACAUCUUAAAGCAUUGUUAGUUAAAAGAUUUUUAACAGCUUGAUGGUCUUAGUUAUAAAAUUUAUUUAUUAUGAAAAACAUAGUUUUCAAAACUUCUUUUGAGAGGAUACAUGCAAAAGACAGUUGAAUAAUCAUCAUUCUUAGAUGACUCACGAAAUCGUAAUGACACGAUUGCUAACGCGACGGUCUGGAGUUUUGAGACUCUCUGACCGCGGGUUCAAAUCCCGCCCGUGGUAUGGAUCAUUCUUAGAUAUAAAUAACUCAAUAUUUUUACUAUUCUUUAAAUAUUUUUUUCGGAUGAUAUAUAAUUUUAAUGAGAAUAUUUAUCGUAAUCACUGUGUUGUUGCGAACUUUAAAGUGUUAAGAAAUCCUGAAACUAAUUGAUUCAUUUUCAGACCAAUGAACCUAAUCAAUAAAUGAUCUGAGGCAACUUUUUGUACGGCUUAUUUACACUGCCUAAAAUCACAAAAAUACACACAAAUCUGACAUAUAUAGUGUGUUAGCUGAUACUAUACCUUCCUAGAUCCAACUCAGCCCCCCUUAACCCUCUUCACAUUCCUCAAAUACUUUAAGUAAUGAUUAACAGAAUGAAAUAAGCUAUACUGUAAUAAAUUUGCCUGAUAGAAUAGUAAAAAAGUGAUUGGUGAAUUUCAAGGUGUCCAAAUGAAACCCUAUUUUUCUUCUAUUGAUCUUUUUCUCUCAUAACUACAUUUUCAAUAAGGUGUCAAUUUUUAAGAGCAUAUCCCCACGUCAUAAGGUUUCUACAUUUCUUUUUAAAUUGUAAAGCUGUUUUAGCUCUGCAUAAUCGUAUGGUUUGUCUAAUAUCAACUCUCAAAUGUUUUAAUAGACAAGAAUUCAGUGAAAACCUUUUUUUCUAACAUUUUGAACAGUGGUAUGGUUUCUCUCCAGUGUAAACUGAAGUAUUAAUUUAUUUAUUUAUUUUAUGUCUUUGCAAAUUACAUUGAGAUUUUGUAUUUACAAUAGUGGGUUGCAAUGCAAAGAGAGCCUAUAUUAUGCGUAGGCAUUAUGUUAUUAGCGCGGAUUUUCUCGAAAAUGCUUUCAGACAGUCUGAACAUUUUUGUGGCUUCUCUGCUGUGUGAAUUUUCCUGUGUUGUGCAAGACAAGACUGCUAUGAAAACUCUUUUAGACACUCUUACUUGGAGUUUACUUGGAGAGAGUUUCGGGGGUCAACGCCCCCGCGGCCCGGUCUGUGACCAGGCCUCCUGGUGGAUCAGCGCCUGAUCAACCAGGCUGUUGCUGCUGGCUGCACGCAAACCAACGUACGAGCCACAGCCCGGCUGAUCAGGAACUGACUUUAGGUGCUUGUCCAGUGCCAGCUUGAAGACUGCCAGGGGUCUGUUGGUAAUCCCCCUUAUGUGUGCUGGGAGGCAGUUGAACGGUCUCGGGCCCCUGACACUUAUUGUGUGGUCUCUUAACGUGCUAGUGACACCCCUGCUUUUCAUUGGGGGGAUGUUGCAUCGUCUGCCAAGUCUGGAUACUGAUAUGGCAUCUCACCAGUGUGAAUUCUUAUAUGCAUUAUUAGACUUUUUUAGAGAAGUGUUUUAGACAUUCUGAACACUGGUGUAAUCUUUCCUUAGUAUAAAUUCUCAUAGUAUAUGAUACUAUUUGUGAUUAUUGUGUGCAAAGCUUCUUAAGCACACUGAACACUGAUCGGGUUUCUCCCCUGUAUGAACUCUCCUGUGUAUCUUUAGACUUGACCUGCUGGAAAAGAGCUGUAGACACAGCUGUGAAUGAUCCGAAGUUUUUAGAACACAUGGAACACUGAUAUGGUUUUUGUUUUGUAUGAACUCUCGUAUGCCUUACGAGCGCUGAUCUGGUAGCAAAAUCUUUUACACAUACUGAACAUUGAUAAGGUUUCUUACCUGUAUGUUUACCUGGAGAGAGUUCCGGGGGUCAACGCCCCCGCGGCCCGGUCUGUGACCAGGCCUCCUUAGGUCAGUGUCCCAGGAUGCGACCCACACCAGUCGACUAACACCCAGGUACCCAUUUUACUGAUGGGGAACAUAGACAACAGGUGGAAAGAAACACGUCCAAUGUUUCUACUCUGGCUGGGAAUCGAACCCAGGCCCUCGCCGUGUGAAGCGAGAGCGUUAACCACCAGGUUAAUUUCUGGUUUACUGAUGAAGUCCUUUAGACACACUGCACACUGAUAGGGUUUCUCUCUAGCAUGAACUCUCAUGAGUAGUUCUAGAUAUGAAUGCCGUGAAAAGCCAUUUAGACACUCGGAAUACUUAAAUGGUUUUCACUUGUAUGAGUGCUCAUAUGAUGUAAUAUAUGCCACUGCCAAGAAACAUUUUUUAAACAUGCUGCACAAUGAUAUGGUUUCUCUUUUGUGUGAACUCUCAUG